Molecule: messenger RNA, 1690 nt
Organism: Amphiprion ocellaris (clown anemonefish)
Lineage: Eukaryota; Metazoa; Chordata; Actinopteri; Pomacentridae
Exons: 9
Coding region: 213-1379 (388 amino acids)
Source: RefSeq, a predicted model, not a curated record
AUAAAAACAGUAACUGUGAAAUAAACACCACAACAAUGUGAACGAAGCUCUGACAGUCCGCAGGAACACACGCCGGGUUUAACCGGAGCCGUCAGUUAGCCUGCCGUGCUAACGUUAGCACUUCCUGUAGUUUUGUAACGAUGUCGUAACAGCAGUGACGUAACUGAAGCAGAACGAGCAGAGAGCAGACAGGUAGAUCCAGGUGAGUCCAGAUGCGGCGCUCGGUGUCCGAGGCCUUGUGGGCCGUGUGUGCAGCCGACUCCAUGUCCAUGCCGGUCCACUGGUACUACAACGUCCAGGACAUCUGCAGGGACUUUGGAGGCUGGAUCUCAGGCUUCAGUUCCCCCCGAGACAGACACCCGUCCAGCAUCCUCAGCAUGUCCAACACCGCUGGCAGCGGUCGCUCUGCCUGGUCUUCCGGCUCCAAACGUCCUGAUGUGGUCGGAAACAUCAUCCUCCACGACAAACUGGACUUAUGGAAGUCCUCCAGAGGCUCCGUACACUACCACCAGGGUCUCCAGGCUGGAGAGAACACACUGAACGUUCUGUGUUCUCUGAGAGCUGCUCGGACUCUGGUUUCUGGAAGGUUCUCCGAUGUUUCCCGUCCGGAGCCUCGAGGCGCAGUGUUGGCCGACUACGUCCAAUUCCUGACCACGCCCGGAUCGCACAACGACUCGUACGCCGAGUCCUUCCACCGGGCGUUCUUCUCCGACUGGCAGGAGGACCGGCUGAUGGCACCAAGCGACAUCCUGGUGUUUGCUGAGGAACGUUCUCGGUUGAAGCUUAGCUCUUCAUUCCCUGACAGUCAGCUGGACGCCAUCGGCUGCCUUCCCAUGAUCCUCCCCUUCGUCCUGCUGUCGGCUUCAGCCAAUGAGGAGCGAGCUGUGUCGGCGGCGGUGGACUUCGUGAAGCUCACCCAUCCUCACCCCAGAGUUCCUGAGUAUGUGUCGAUCUACAGCCGGGCACUGCACGCUGUGGUGGGCGGAGCCAGCGUCCGCCAGCAGGCCGAGCGUGCUCUGAAGGCGCUGGACACCUGGGACACCUGCCAGAGCUUCAUGCAGAAGGCGGCCAGGUUCCCUGAUUCCUCUGAGGACAGACUGAAGGUCCAUCAGAAUGCUGUGAACCACCUCGGCCUUGCCUGCUACACUAAAGGAGCUCUGUCCAGUUUGUUCUAUUUGGCCCAUGAGUUCCACGAUGACCUCAGAGGAGGGAUCCUGACAAACACCAACUGUGGAGGUGAGAACUGUAACCGCGGGGCGGCCCUUGGAGCUCUACUCGGAGCUUCCGGGCCUCAAAGUGGCGGCGUUCCUCAGCAGUGGAAGGAUGAGCUGAGAGACGGACAGGAGUUCAUCCCUGACAUCCUGAAGGAGCUGCAAUAAGGCAGCAUCGCCCCCCAGAGGACUGGAGGAGAACUACAGUGAGGCAGCGUCGCCCCCUGGAGGACUGGAGGGGAACUACAGUGAGGCAGCGUCGCCCCCUGGAGGACUGGAGGGGAACUACAACGGUUUACAAUCACUCAGCUUUGAUUCCACAUCUCUGUAUGAUGAUUACUGAUUACUUUGGUUUUUGUACAAUGACAUCAUAUGAACUAUUAAACAUUAUUAAAUUAUACAUAUUUAUUAUUUGUGCCUUGAUUUGACCUGUUUGAAGCACCAGCAGCCUUUAAAGAACAAUAAAAACCUAAAGUGGA